GUUUUAAGAAGCAAAAAGUUGGAUCUAUGUUGAUCUAUGUAAAUUAGGCGAUUAUUGCGAUUGAUUUAGAGGUUUUCCAAAAAGAAAAUGUCUGAAUUUCAUACAACUAAACAAUAAAACAUCGGUAAAUUAGGUACUUAAUAUUGGUAGAAAUUUACGAAAAUAAUAUUUUGAUUAUAAAACGGACAAAAUGGCCGCCACUGCGAUACUGAUGGAUAUUUUUAACAAGCAUAUAAUAUGCUUACCAUAAUGGCGGACCACGCCAUAUACCAUUUUGCAAACUGUAUUCAAAACGCAAACCUAUAUCAAUUAUGUAUUUGUUACAACAGUUACCGUAUUAAAUAUUAUGCCAGUGGUCUAUUUAUGUCUAUAUUUUAAUGUAUCGAUUUGAAUUUUUUUUAAAAAACUGGCAGGAUUGCCCUUAUUUUUCACUUGUGUUAAUAUCAGUUGACGAAAUUUUACUUUUAUGAACGCAAAUAUUUUUAAGUAAUAAAGUAUGAAUUCUAAACAGUCUAAUCGUCAAAAUAACAUUCCUCAUCCAUACACACGUAAUUUGAUUUUAACUAAUGACAAAACUAAUAAAUCCCCAACAAAUUCCAGUGCAAUAAGGAUAAGUGAAAUAACAACUACCAGCAAUGUUACAACAUUUAAUAAUCCCAAUGGUGUUUCUGAUAUGAAACUUUUGAUUGGAAACGUUGAACAAAUUUCACACUGGAGCAGAAGAUUGUCUUUCUUACCAGCCACAGACAUAAUAUACCAAGUGUACGGUAUUUUGAGUUCCAUAAAAACUGGGAAAACAGAAUGUGAGAAAAUGAUUUGUUUGCGUGGCCAACAAGCAGGAUGCGCAAUAGUAUGCGUAUUUUAUGAAAUAGAUAGGAAAUUACAAGCCAUCGCUCAAGGAAAAUUAGUUUUGUGUACAGGUAAAGCUAUAGGUAUAAAUAAAUUUCAAAUAUUUACAGUAAAAGAACUUCGUCCAUACGAUAAAGUAGCUUUUCACAGAGCAACUGUAGUAAGUCAGUGGUCAGUCGAUGAACUUUUGAAGUCUAAAAAUCCUUAAAUUAAUUUUUAUUUUAUAGAAAAUACAUCAAUAGUCUCUAUCAUUAAUUAAAAACAAAAUAAAGUAUUAAAAAUAUGCAUACAGAAAUAAGGAUAUUAAAGUAUUAAAAUAUAUUUAAUAAUUAAUUAAAUGUAAUAACUGUAAUAAUAAGUCUUAUUUAUAACCUAUCGCUUAUGUCAUUUCCGUUUUCUUUAUUAUUUGCAAUUCUGGAACCAAAUUGCAUUGCUCUCUUAGGAAGGAAUGCUGUUUUUACUAGUCCUAAUUUAAAAGCCGCUAAUCUCAAUAACAACUUUUCACCAAAAUUAUUCUGGUAUGGAUCCUUAGGCCAACAUCUAAAAUUCAACACAGCGUAAAUAAUUUCACUUUGUUUAUUAGUGGUAAGGGAACAUUUGUUUUACCUUUGCCACGGCAUUAGACCUCUAAUAAACUCUACUAGAUCCUCUUCCAAAAAUGGUGUACGUAGUUGACGACCGUGAUCACAGCAGACACGAUUGUCACGACCAAGAUUGCGCGACGGCAAUUUCAAGAAAUCUUUUUCAAAUUCUUCACCUAAUUGUUUCCAGCCUUGUCUUUGUAGGAUUUUACGGUAUCUUGUAUAACCGCCCAAAAGCUCGUCGGCACCCAUUCCAGAUAACAACACCUGGUUUUUAUGCAAUAUAAAACAUAAGUCGUAAGAAUAUUUUAUAAAUUAGAAUGGAUAUCUACUUAACAAUUUUUAUUUUUUUUAUAUUUACAAUUUAUCUGCAAAGAAAAAAAUCUAGUUUUUUAAUAUUUUUAGCUUCAUUGUGAAACUGAGAAGGUAUUUUGAGUUAAAAAUCAUAAUUACAUACUCUGGCAGGUGUUUUAUAUGAUUUUCCUUUGCAAAUGCCAAUCCCUCGGGAUGCAAACCAUAAUGAACAGCCAAGACUAUCAUCCAAAAUUGUUUUUAAUGGAUAAAUAAGAUGCCGGAUUGUCUCUAAUCGUUUUUGCUUCAGCUCUGAAUAUGAAAUAUUUAACUAAAUACAGAAUGUACAACAUUUAUGCUAGCAAAUAACUAUGAUAUACAUAUCAAGUUUAACACAUACUUCUAUUAGGUUCCAACAUCGGGUAGGACAGAGCUUUUUCAAUUCUUCCAAUGUGUUUAAACAUGUUUGUCUAUCUGGACAAUUAUAAUUACCCAAGUCUGUUGGUUUUUCAAAAGAAACGUUUAACAAAUCAAUUGGUUCAUCAAAUUCUACAAAAUUUGAUGCUAGUAAAGCUAGUAUGGCUGAAUCGAUACCCCCCGAAAAUAAAAUUGCUAUUUUGGCGUGAUCACAUUUGAAUUCACACAUUUUACAAGCUUUUGGCACUAUGGUUGUUCUUUUCUCAACCGAUUGUGAUAAAAAAUGUAUUAGAUGAUUGACAUUUGUAUUUAACUCUUGAUCCAAUAGUAAGUCCGACAUUUCUAAUUGAGAAUUAGAACACAGGAUAAAAUCUUCCGGGUCUGAAAUUUGAAUAUCUAUGUGUUUAAAGAAUUCUAAUUCAUUUGUAAUAUUGAAAUCACAGUCAUGACGUAUAUGGGACCAUGGCAAUAGUUGAGGUUCUGUAAUAUAAAAAGAUAAUGUGAAAUAUAUUGGGAGUAUAAUAUCAGCCGUUAAUACUUUUAAGAUUGCAUGAGUUCAAAUCAAAUUUGAAUAACCCAAUUGCAGGAACUUCUUCUAAGUUGGCCAUAUCUUUGUGAGCAACAGAUGUAAUCACUAUUUUAUUUGCUUCGAUGUUCCAUAAUAAGCUAAUGCGUCCAAUCGGGUCUCUUCCCACCCACAAAACUUGCUGUUCACAGUCAUAGUAAAUAAUAGAAUAAGGUCCUCGUAUAGAAGUAACAAGUAAUUCCAUAUUGCCUCCAUUACACAGAAAGUCUGAUAUAAUUUUAGUGUCGCUGUCUUUAAUACUGGCAUUUAUCUAAUCGAAAAUAAUUUCUAAUCAAUAAAUAAAAAGAUUUAAAAAAUCAACAAAAAAUUGACUUACGGGUAAAUUCCACUUGUAAACAUCGCCAUUCCAUAAUAGUAUGUUACCUUUGUUAUCUAUAUACGGCUGUUUGGUCGGACACUCUCCUUGAAUCCAUAACGUGUUACCAGAAAAUUGACCCGUGUAAUUAUUGACAACAAUUUCAUGUGUUGAGUACACAUCAGGUCCUCUCUUUUGCAAUGCUGACCUACAUUUAUUAAACUGCAUACAAAUACAAAUGCAUUAUUCAAUUAUCAAAUUAUAAUUAUACAAUUACAUUUACCUCAUUGCACACGUCUGGUCCCUUAACAAACGAACAAAAUAUACCACACAUGACGGCUUUCCAGUAAAGUAUAGGUCGAAGAAAUUCUAGUUUUUAAAAUACAAAGAACAUCAAGGUCGUCUUUUGACAUUUUAACGUACAUUUACUGCUUGUAAAGGCAUGCUAAUAACUGAGUUAUUACAGGCGUUUUUAAUAAUUCAACGAUCGGUUAUCUCAUCAAUAUAUAACUAUGUUAAAACUUGAAAGAAAA
This is a messenger RNA of Adelges cooleyi (spruce gall adelgid), 3552 nucleotides long. RefSeq lists its product as uncharacterized. Lineage: Eukaryota; Metazoa; Arthropoda; Insecta; Hemiptera; Adelgidae. The transcript has 5 exons. Bases 497 to 1057 code for a protein of 186 amino acids. The record is from RefSeq and is a predicted model, not a curated record.